This is a messenger RNA of Leptosia nina, 2319 nucleotides long. Lineage: Eukaryota; Metazoa; Arthropoda; Insecta; Lepidoptera; Pieridae. The record is from the annotation of a GenBank genome assembly.
AUGCACCGCUGCAUCGUCACGAGUAUUAUUGAAAGCGAGACCGUCUACGUCGAGUGUCUCUACGUCAUGGAAAAGUAUAUGAACGCGAUAAAAGCAACUCUGUCGACAUCUCAACCUGUGAUAACUGAAGAAGAAUUUGGAACAAUAUUUUACAAAAUCUCCGAGCUGCAUGAAUUACAUAAGAACUUCUUAGAGGGUCUGAAGACGGCCGUUGCUAGCUGGGAAGAACCGCUGUGUGUUGGAGUUCAUUUUAAGAAAAUGGCCGAAAACAUAAACGUAUACGGCGCAUUCUUGCACAACUACGGUCGAGCUACGGACGCGGUGAGACGGAGGUGCGCCAGUUCCCAGCGGUUCGCGGAUCUUACGCGGCAGAUCGCUUGCCGGGGACAGCCCAUGUCGCUAGAUGAUCUACUUCACAAACCUGUAGCUAGGGUGCAGAAGAAUGCUCUGGUAUUACAUGAUCUCAUAAAAUACACACCAGCGAGCCACCCCGACCACGCUAUGCUAACCGAAGCUCUUAACAUGACCCAACACUUCCUAGACGAAUUCAAUAUUAUUCAAACUAAAUCCAUGUUUCCUAAUGCUGAUCGAGCGCAAAGGAGACUUGUUAAGAACUCAUUUAUUGUUGAGCUAUCGGAUGGACAUAGGAAAUUACGCCAUCUCUUUCUGUUCAACGACGUGAUAGCCUGCGCUAAGUAUAAGGCGUCCGGACGAGACAAAUUCACGUUCGAAUUGAAGUGGUUCAUACCGUUACCGGAUAUUGUUGUCGUGGAGGAAGACGGCAGCGCCGCGGAACGAGAGACGUCGCCCGCUAACAUCGUGGCUUUAAAAUCGCAAGCGUGUACUGUACGAGACCAAAUCCUGGCUGAGGAGCGUGCUUCCCAAGAUGACAAGAAAAUACGUCUAGGUAGCCGGGGUGCAGCGGAGAAGCAGCGUAAAAAGCUGGCUGAGUUGGAAGGUCAAUUAGUGCUAGCCAGUCCCAAUCUUAUAUUCCGUAUCGCUGCGCGCGCGCCGUCCUCCACCGCAUUACAACGGCAACACGUGUUUUUCCUUAGUUCGGAGUAUGAGAGGACACAGUGGAUAGAUUCCAUCCAUGCACUACAGGCUUCAUCAGCGCCGCCAGCUGGUUCCAACACCGUCUCCAUGUUAGAACUUCAAAGCUGGGUAACAGCGUGUCGUAGUUACCUCCAGACCGAUAUGGGGUCCUACCUACUGCGAAGUGGUAGGGACGAUUCGUUGCUACUUGGUGAUCUACAUCUGCACAUUGGAGGCAUGACUGCACCUCUGGAUACAGCUGCUGAUUACUAUAUCAUCGUGGAAGUGGACUCCUACGGGCAUUACUUCCGCAAAGCAAAAUCGAAGUUAGUAUGUAGGAGCGCUCAGCCCCGAUGGAACGAAAGCUUCACAAUAGACCUGGAAGGAUCGCAGAACCUGCGGCUGCUGUUGUAUGAAGAUGCGGCCAGGCCGGUGCUUCGUGGGAAGUGUACGCUCAAAUUGUCACGCGACUGGAUAGCGGAGAGCGCAGCGGGCGGCGUCUCUCGAACUGUGUGCCUCGGUGGCGGCUCCCUGCCGCUACGUCUAAAACUGCUUCCGCCUGAACGCUCCGCUAGGCACGUUCCAAAUGCCAAAUCUGGCGCGCUCUUCGGCGCUAAGAUCACGCACGUCGCCAAGCGGGAAAAGCGCAACAUUCCUUUCAUAAUAAGCGCUUGCGUGCGAGAAGUAGAAAGACGCGGUAUUCAUGAAGUGGGCGUGUACCGUGUGUCGGGCAGCGCGUCGGACCUCAAUCGACUCAAGAAGAGCUUUGAAACAAAUGCCUACGAAGCCGAGCAACUCUUGAAAGAGGUGGACAUCCACAGUGUGACUGGAGUUCUGAAGCUGUAUUUGCGAGAGUUGCCCGAAGCGCUCUUUACCGACGCCCUCUAUCCUGAAUUGUUAAAAGCUUGGGGUUCAACUCAGGGUGUAGGUACAUCUGUUGACUCGGGCCCAGCGCACACGCGACGUCACGCCCUCCUCAAAUGUUACGCACAGUUGCCUGAUCUCAACAAGAAUUGUAUAGAUUUCCUCCUCAACCAUUUUGUCAAAGUGAACCAGCACGAAGCUGAAAACAAAAUGUCCCUGCACAAUCUAGCGACGGUCUUCGGUCCGACACUACUCCGGCCGUCAAACACAUCCGCUGGGGCGAAGCAACGCACAGAUCUACUGGCCGCAGGCACAGUAGACGCGAUGGCCCAAGCCGGUAUACUCUAUUGUCUAUUGCAGCAGAGGCAACUCGCCGCGCAGUUGUCCUCGCACCACAGAGCUCCUACGCUUCUAGAUUAA